CACCGCGCCAUGGCCACAGGACCGUCUGUUACCGCAAACACUAGUCUUCACAUGGAUUACGAGACCAAGAUUUUCCCCCGCACCGGCGGUUAUGGACGCUAUAACCGGAUCGUGGUCGUGUUCAGCUGGUUCCCCAACUUCGCGGUCAUGCUGAAUCUAUUCAGCGACGUUUUUUACACCCUAAUCCCGGACUCGUACCACUGCAAACCCGACCCGCAGCUCCUGCCCUCCACCUUCCUCCUCAGUAACUUCACCAAACAGGGGUACCUGAACUACACCAUCCCCUGGGUGAACGGCACCGGCCUCAGCCACUGUGAACUGUUCAAGUACACAUCCAACACCUCGGACUUUUCCGAAAAUGUGCCCCGGGAGAGGGUCUCCUGCACCAAAGGCUGGGAGUACGCCCAUGUCGCCGGGCUCCAGAGCAACUUUGUCACUGAGUGGAACCUGGUUUGCCACGACUACUGGAAAAUCCCUUUUCAGCAUAUCUGCUUCAUGACGGGAUGGAUUAUAGGAUACAUCUUCCUUGGUACAUUGUGCGACUGGUUGGGUCGUCGACGAUGUUUCCUCCUCUCCAUCAGCCUGUCCAGUCUGUUCGGGGUGGCCGUGUGUUUGUCCAGCAGUGCCGUGGUGUUUCUGCUGCUGCGUCUCUCUCAGGGCGCCAUGCUCGCAGGGGUGUUUUUGUCCUCGUACAUUGCCAGGUUGGAGCUGUGUGACCCUCCCCAUCGUCUCAUGGUUGCCAUGGUCAGCGGCGUCUUCGCCGUGUUCGCAGAGCUGCUGUUGCCGGGCAUCGCCGUGCUGUGCCGCGACUGGCCCGUUCUCCAGGCUGUGGCCACUUUGCCUCUGCUCCUGCUGCUCUCCUAUUGGUGCUGUGCAUCACUAUUUCCUGAGUCUCCUCGCUGGCUGCUGGCCUCAGGUCAGAUCCCCCAGGCGAAGAGGAGCCUCCAGGAAUUCUCCACCAGGAAUGGUGUUUGUCUGCUAGAUGAAAUUUACCCCGGUGAAACCCUGCUCUCAGAGAUGGAUUUGGUGUAUAGAGAAGACUUUCAGCCGAGGUACUUCUCAGUUCUGGAGCUGCGACGGACUCGUGUGAUCUGGAAGAACUGCCUCAUCCUCAGCUUCACACUGUUCAUUGGAACAGGCGUCCAGUACUGCUUCACCAGAAACCUGCACAGUUACUCCACCAACUUCUACUUCAGCUACUUUCUGCGAGUGAUGAUGGGAGCACUGGCCUGCAUCUUCAUCUGCUUGUCCGUCAAUCACUUUGGUCGCCGUGGAAUGCUUCUGCUCUCUGCCAUCAUCACUGGACUGUCAUCGCUGCUGCUGCUGGCCCUCACUCAGUACCUGCGUGGUGGCCUGGUUCUGGUGCUCUCUGUCGUGGGUCUGCUCUUCUCUCAGGCUCUCGCCAUGCUCAGCAUCUUCUUCGCCUGUGAGGUGAUGCCGACCGUGGUUCGGGGCGGCUGCCUCGGCCUGGUGUUGGCAGCGGGUUGCGUUGGCAUGGCCGCCUCCUCCCUGAUGGAGCUCCAGAAUAACGGCGGCUACUUCCUCCACCACGUCAUCUUCGCCUCCUUCGCUGUCCUGUCUGUCCUCUGUAUAAUGCUCCUCCCUGAAAGCAAACGUAAGCCGCUCCCAGACUCCCUGAAGGAGGGCGAGAGCCAGCGCCGGCCUCCUCUCUUCCUGUCCCGGCCCGACAGGGACAACCUGCCGUUGCUGUGCACCCGGCCCCCGUUGUCGGAGUACAACCCCGAUAACUAUUCCCGCUUGGUCUCUGCCACCAGGAAGAUGUUGACUAAAGAUAAUUUGCCUUACAGGAUCGCUGUUCACCCCCCUCUGCUGUCAGACAGUGAAACACAGGGACAAGAGAAUGAGACACUGAGAGAGGUCGUGUCUUAACGCUUCCUCACCCCCCUCUGAACAGACUUGGAUUAUCCCUCCUCCUCCAGCUUCUAGACAUACCUCUACAGACGGUUUACAACAUCCUUUAUUUAAUUAUUGUCUGGUUGGUCAUAACUCGACUGGCCGAAGAACCUCGGUUUGGAUGCUGCGCAGUUAACAGCGAUGGCUCUAAUCGCUCUACUUUCUAACAAUGGAUCUCUUCUUGUUAUGUUUUACACAUGAAGUCGUUACUGUGCGUUUUUUCAGCAGUGGCCUUAUUUAAGUAACUUUUUUUGUCAUCUAGAACUUUACGAGGGCUAGAAAAGUCCCCCUUGAGCUGUAAAAUUGUAUUUUUAUUUGUUGUAUGCUUUGUUCCCUUUAAAAAGAUCACACUGCUCAGAGGUUUGUGUGGAGCCGCAUCGUCAGACACGAGUUUGACCAGAGAAGCUCGCUCAACUGUGCAGCGUCUGUCGAUCAUGUGAGCAGCGGCCUUUCGUCCUUUUAUUAGUAACUCAUGCACUUUUCAUUAAGUCUGUCCAUCUGAUUCACUCGCAGUGUGUUGGUGCCGAGAGGAUCCCGAGGAGCAGCGGGACACACAAGACUGGUUUCAUGCUGUUGUUGUGGAGUCCUGUGUUACACUUGUGAAGCACACAAGAGGGCGCUAAAUGACGCACUGGUCAUUGAAUAUGAUGAUGGAUACUCCUCUGCCGAACCUUGUCAUUGCAAAUAUUUCAUAUAGAAGUAUUUGGCCAAAUGUUGGGAUGUGAAAUUAACAGCAGAUGAUGGUGAAGUCUGUUGCUGACAAGCUUCUCUUCUCUAUAAACCACUGUUAGGUCACAAGUUAUUAUUUAAAGGUGCUAUUUUUUAAAUAAAGUAGCUGAUGGAUUUGCAGAUGUACUAACCACUGUAGGUAGCAGACAGAUGUCAAAAUGAAACUGUGCUUUCAGUGCUUCAGAAUUUAACUGGAGGGCACUCGAUACGUUUCCCUGAUAUGAGUCUUCUUCCUUUAUGUUGUUUCAUAAUUGAUAUUUCAUGUUAAACAGUGAGGACAUUCUGCCUGCUAACAUCUUAACAUUGUUGCUGAAAGGAUGUUGAACUCUUCAAGGUUGGUGUGCGUGCGUGUUUGACAGGAGAUAAACACUACUUGAUUGGCCUUCAGGAGGUGCCAUUGUGUAAUAGUCAACUUGGAAUUUCACCUCCAGCGAGCAAAGAAAGGUGCUUUUGUGUUAGUUGAAGGUCCCACAGUUUAUCAGAGAAACUCCUGUUACCAUUUGUUUUUGUGUCGUAACUCUCUUUACGUAAGCUGUUGUUGUUGUCAAGUGAAAACAUUAGUAAGUAAGAAAUAUUGACAUUGUCUCAAUCAGCUGCAGUUAUCUACCCCAAAGUAAAUUAAAUUCAGAACAUGCAAAUCACCAUAAUUGAAGUAAAGAAGCCACAGGAAUGUUUUGUAUUGCUCAGGUGUUACCCUCCCACAACACUAGAUGGAGCUCUUCUGCAAGAAAUAUGGACACGUACUGUAGUACUUCCUGUCAAAAUGUCAGUAUACUGAUGUUGAGGAGUAUUUUUGUGUGUAUGUGCGUUCAGAUUACACUUGUGUGAUAUUUACCAACGGAAGUCCCU
Messenger RNA from Chelmon rostratus (copperband butterflyfish), 3492 nucleotides. It is a transcript of the gene slc22a31, whose product is annotated as solute carrier family 22 member 31. Gene Ontology annotation, molecular function: transmembrane transporter activity. Bases 10 to 1890 code for a protein of 626 amino acids. Gene Ontology annotation, biological process: transmembrane transport. The record is from RefSeq and is a predicted model, not a curated record. NCBI's taxonomy places the organism in Eukaryota, Metazoa, Chordata, Actinopteri, Chaetodontiformes, Chaetodontidae. Gene Ontology annotation, cellular component: membrane. The transcript has 9 exons.